Messenger RNA from Diuraphis noxia (Russian wheat aphid), 685 nucleotides. Its product is annotated as thiamine transporter 2-like. Gene Ontology annotation, cellular component: plasma membrane. Lineage: Eukaryota; Metazoa; Arthropoda; Insecta; Hemiptera; Aphididae. Gene Ontology annotation, molecular function: vitamin transmembrane transporter activity. The record is from RefSeq and is a predicted model, not a curated record. Gene Ontology annotation, biological process: vitamin transport; transmembrane transport.
GUAAGUUAGAGAUAUUAUAUUUACAAAUUUAAGUAAUCAGUUUCGUUUUCUAUGGUACUAGUGUUGUAUGCGAUCUAUCAGUAUAAGGAAUUAUGUUGUAUGGGAUUUAGUAUGAUGGAUUUCUUUUAUGCAGUUUCAGAUCGUGCAAUCUGAGAUCCAGUUUAAUAACUUCUGCGACUUCAGAUAUUCGUACGCCGAUCGAACGGUUUUGAUGUGGUCCAUUUGGUACGUCAUAGCCAUGGCAGCAUUCACACAAACGAAUUUGUACGUAAAUAUUUUGUACACAUAUAUCGCAGACGAAUCGAACGACAAGCACAUAUUGCUGAACGGUUUGGUCGAUUCUUUGGCCACCAUGUGUGCUGCGUUAAGUACUUACCAAAUCGGCAAGGUGAACGUGAACUGGAACGAUCAUGGAUUCGCGUUUUUGGCUCUCUGUUCUCUGGUGAUCGCAUUGCUCCUGUCCCUAGGCUACUAUUCAAAAAACAUCAUUGUCGUGUACCUAAUGUACAUCUGCUUCGAUACGGUUGUGCAAUCCAUUUUCGUCAUCGCCAUGUCACAAAUCGCCAAACAACUGAAACACGAUUUCUAUACCUCGGUAUUGGGGUUCAACGCUUUCCUGGGCAUUGGUUUGUCAACGUGCUUGUCAUCACUCCUGGUACGAAUUGGAACGUCCCUGCCAGCCCGG